Vicia faba (fava bean) is the source of this 780-nucleotide messenger RNA. The record is from the annotation of a GenBank genome assembly. NCBI's taxonomy places the organism in Eukaryota, Viridiplantae, Streptophyta, Magnoliopsida, Fabales, Fabaceae.
AUGCUGUGUUUGAAAACACACCUCUCUUUUCCAUUCCGCAUCCCAUCAUCAGCAUCUCCAAAACACCUCACACACCACCUCCGUUCCUCGCCGUUCAGAUCCACGAUCAAGAUGACGUCAUCAACCAAAACCCAAGCCAUCGAACACAUCGUCCUCUUCAAAGUCAAAGAAAACACCGAACCAUCAAAAGUAACCUCCAUGCUUAACGGACUCAGUUCCCUCAUCUCCCUAGAUGAAGUCCUUCAUCUUACCGUAGGCCCUCUCCUACGCAAUCGCUCCACCGCGUUAACGUUCACUCACAUGCUCCACAGUCGGUACAAGUCCAAAGAAGAUCUCGAAGCCUACACCGCGCAUCCAAGCCAUCUAGGCGUCGUUAGGGGAAGCGUUCUCCCGAUUAUUGAUGAUCUAAUGGCGGUGGAUUGGGUUGCUGACGAUGCCGAUUUGGUUCCGGCAACGGGGUCGGCGAUUCGUGUGACGUUGUUGAAGUUGAAGGAGGGCGUUGGUAGCAGUGAGGUUGUGGAGGUUAUUAGAGGAAUACCGGAGAGUUUUAAACAGAUUAGUCAACUGACUUGUGGAGAGAAUUUCUCGCCGGCGAGGGCUAAGGGUUUUUCGGUUGCUUCGCUUGCUGUGUUUCCCGGGGAGAGGGAGUUGGAGGAAGUUGAUUCGGAUAAGGAGCUGGUGGAGUAUCAGAAGGAGAAAGUUAGGGAUCGUGUGGAGAGUGUGGUGGUGGUUGAUUAUGUGGUGCCGCCGCCUCCGCCACCGCAAUCGGCGAGUCUUUGA